AUGCGUUUCGCACUUCAGGCCUCUUCGGAGAUGAUGGCCCUUGGCCUCAACGCCACUGCCUUUGGUGUCGCCACCUACCUCCCGUGCCGCUACUUUGGCCCCAUGAUGUUCCCACGCCGGGCGGCAAGGGCUCAGGCUCGAGCUGAGCAGCGUGCUCUUCACACCAACGCUGCCUCGGUCGGUGCUGGUACCGCUGCUGUUGCCGGUGCUGCUGCCGGCAGCCAGAUUGGUCGUGGCCAGCAUGGCUGGAUCGGAAGUGCCAGGGCCCUGUUCAGGCUCGGCACCAGGGGCCGUGGUGGCGGCAGCUGGAGGAGCUAA
Messenger RNA from Diplodia corticola, 318 nucleotides. RefSeq lists its product as uncharacterized. The transcript has a single exon. NCBI's taxonomy places the organism in Eukaryota, Fungi, Ascomycota, Dothideomycetes, Botryosphaeriales, Botryosphaeriaceae. Bases 1 to 318 code for a protein of 105 amino acids. The record is from RefSeq and is a predicted model, not a curated record.